CUUUCCCUCCCAAUCAAAUUACUACUUUUACUAUAUAAUCUUAACCCUUCUUCCACCGUCUCCUCCCAUUAAAAUAACAUUACCCAAUCUCAUUUUUCAAUUCAAUUUCAAAUACCUAGUGAAGUGUCUUCACUUCUUCUUUCUCAUUAGCAUUUUCACAAACAUGUCACCUACACCAAUUCUUCUUCUUCUUCUCGUUCUUUUUCUAUCUUUUUUCUUUUCACUUAUAGUAAGUGAACAAAAUGGAGAAUUUGAAACACUAAACACAAAAUUCAACCCAAAACUUCCACUACCACCACUGAAAACACUAUCAUCAUCAAAACGUUAUGAAGGAUCUUCCGAUCUAGUCAAACUCAAGUACCAUAUGGGUCCAGUUUUAUCUUCUCCGAUCAAUAUCUACCUUAUCUGGUACGGUAACUGGCCAAAACCACACAAAUCUCUCAUCAAAGAUUUUCUCAAUUCAAUCUCCGAUACAACCGUACCUCACCCCUCCGUCUCCGACUGGUGGCGUACCGUUACACUUUACACCGAUCAAACCGGUGCUAACAUCUCCAAAACAGUCUCCAUCGCCGGAGAAUAUUCCGAUUAUCGUUACUCACUCGGCAAACGCCUAACAAGACUCUCAAUUCAAGAUGUAAUCGCUACGGCGGUUCGAUCUAAACCUUUCCCUGUUGAUCAUCGGAAAGGGAUUUAUCUAGUUCUAACCGCCGAUGAUGUUACGAUGGAUGAAUAUUGCCGUGCGGUGUGUGGUUUCCACUACUUCACUUUUCCGUCGAAGGUAGGUUACACUCUCCCUUACGCUUGGGUAGGAAACUCCGGCACACAGUGUCCGGAGGUUUGCGCGUAUCCAUUCGCGGUACCGAGUUACAUGGCGGGAGGUGGACCAGGGAAACUCUCGCCGCCGAACGGGAACGUCGGAGUAGACGGAAUGGUGAGUGUCAUUGCUCAUGAAUUAGCUGAGCUUUCGUCGAAUCCGCUUGUGAACGCGUGGUACGCCGGUGAGGAUCCGACGGCGCCGACGGAGAUUGGUGAUUUGUGUGAGGGUUUGUACGGUACCGGCGGUGGUGGUGGUUAUAUCGGAGAAGUUAUGAAGGAUAAAAGUGGAAAAACGUUUAAUGUUAAUGGGAUUAGAGAUAAAAAGUUUUUGGUUCAAUGGGUUUGGAGUAAUGUUUUGAAUGCUUGUGCGGGUCCCAAUGCUGUUGAUUUGAAUUGAGUUGAGACAUACCCAACGCUAUUCAUUCUUUAAUGUCAUUUUACUGCUAUGGUUUUCUAGUAGUUGCUACUUUCCCCUCAUGUAUCAUGUAUAUUAAUGUAACAAUGUUUUUGUAAUUUUAUUUUCUCUACUCGAGGAAAUUCAUUAAUAUUAUAUUA
Medicago truncatula (barrel medic) is the source of this 1371-nucleotide messenger RNA. RefSeq names its product protein EXORDIUM-like 5. Bases 164 to 1213 code for a protein of 349 amino acids. NCBI's taxonomy places the organism in Eukaryota, Viridiplantae, Streptophyta, Magnoliopsida, Fabales, Fabaceae. The record is from RefSeq and is a predicted model, not a curated record. The transcript has a single exon.